AUGAAGUUCACUACAGCAAUUGUCGCUUCCCUGGUGGGAACCAGCACCGCCUUGUUCGACAAGAACCUGCCCUGGGGCAAACGCGACUACGCCUGCGUAAACGUCUACCAAGGCAUCCCCGACAACUCAACUGUCUCUGCUGGCCAAGCCGUGCGUGUCAACUUCGACCGGAAGCCCACGGGACGCUGCCCAGACCCAUUGAACCAAUACCCCGGCGACGACUACAGCGUGUGGCUAUACAAUAACCCCGUGCGUAACAUGGAUGCCAUUUCCUUCGACCAGUCUAUCAAGAUCACCGAUGGCAUUAAGGAGAAGGCGGGUGGUGUGGAUAUCACCAUUCCAAAGGACUUGCCUCAAGUCAAGGAUGGCUCGCUUUGGUAUCUGAGGGUUGGGACUACUCUCUCAACGGCACCGCAGGUAUGUUCUUUCUUUGUUGAUUUUACUUUUUCUGGGGGUGGAACUGUGUGCUUUCGGGCUGUGAUUAUCUUGGCUUUUUGUUUGAUUUCAGGGGCUAAUCAAUAUUAUGCAGAUGCCUAG
Messenger RNA from Penicillium egyptiacum, 537 nucleotides. NCBI's taxonomy places the organism in Eukaryota, Fungi, Ascomycota, Eurotiomycetes, Eurotiales, Aspergillaceae. The record is from the annotation of a GenBank genome assembly.